Drosophila serrata is the source of this 2240-nucleotide messenger RNA. RefSeq lists its product as uncharacterized. NCBI's taxonomy places the organism in Eukaryota, Metazoa, Arthropoda, Insecta, Diptera, Drosophilidae. The record is from RefSeq and is a predicted model, not a curated record.
CUGCUUCCUGUUAUACGAGCACCUGUUUCUGUCUCUGUCUGCCGGCACGCUUGCGCUUAACUUCGUCCGCGACUUUUUUUUUGUGUGUUCGCUGUUAAAUUGUUGAAAUAAAGAGCCAAUUGUUUAUAAAAUAGGUUCAUUUCAAAGUGGGUGACUGUAGAUAAAUGGAAGCUAACGAAUAAAUACAGGAAUCUAGUUCUUUAUGAAUAUUUUACAAGGAAAAUUUUGCACAUGCAACUUUUAGCAAAAAUCUUUGCUGUGUGUGUGUGUGUAAAAAAAAAAACAUUACAAGUUUUUUCACUUUAAAAUUCCAAAGAACUUUAUAAUCAAAAACAAACUUCGCUUUAACUGGGAUUAAGUUUUGAAACAUUUGCACAUAUGUACAUAUGUAUGUAUUUAUAUAGAAAGUGAAUAUUUUUAUUGCCAUAUGUGUUAAAUGUAAAAGCAAAGGGUGCUCUGCUAAUAUACAUUUAUUUAUAUAAAGGCAUAUCGCCUUUUGCUUAUAAACAAAAAGUACAGCCCAGAAGUGUUUUGAUAUCCGAUCUGGUUACUCCAGAAGUUAGCUUUCCUAAGGGGGAAUUUGAUUUCUUUCCAUUUAGUGUGCCUUGGGAUACAGCUAGGGAUAGAGGGUGUGUUGUCGGCUCUAUAAAAAUAAUUUAUUUUAUUUUUUCUCGAGAAAUUUGACAUAAGCAUAUCGUUUGCAAACAUUUUGUAUAAAUUGUUCGUUUCUGUGUUCGCGAUCUAAAGAUGUCGGAGAACAACAAACCAAUGAUGUCUGAGCAGAACAGUGAGAACAAUGAGAAAGUUCCAGUGGACGACAUAAAUGCAGAUGAGCUGCUGGCCACCACUCAGGCCAAUAUAUCGGAUGAACUGGCCAAGAAAAUCUGGAGUGUGACGUCCGGCGAUGUUGCCCUGGGAAUACGUAAGUUUCCGGGUGAAAAGCUGCCCUAUGUACCCUCAGAUUUGGAAUCAAUUCUGAGACCUGAGCCGGUAACUGGAGGCGAGAAUGGCGGAAAUGGAAUUGGAAGUAAGAUACAUGCGAAUGAUAAUGCCACCGCUCAUAUACUCGAGGUGGGGAGGGCACUGUACGGAGACCCCUACGGUUUUCCGGAAAUUGACACUCCGAACUAUUAUAAGGCUGCCGAGAAUUAUUCCCUCUUUGGGGACUAUUUUCUCGACUUUCCCAAGGACACGGCUACUUGUUUUGCAGAUCUGGAUCAAGCAACGAAUGGGGAUUCGCAUACGCCACCAGGACUCGAGAAGAUUGGGCUACCCGUGGAUAGGAACCAAGUGCAGACGAAUGGAGGAGUUGCAGCAACAGCAACAGCCUCGGGAUCUCAAUAUCCUGGGCCAACCUGCUCCACGGCUUUGCCACAGCAGCAACAGCAACAGCAGCAGCAGCAGCAGCAGCAGCAGAGGCAGGCAACGCGACCUGUGCAACAUAGCCAGGCAGGCAAUGAGAUGACCAUUCCUCAGAUGUAUCAAUUCAAUCAGUUGGGACCACAUCCGCAUCAUCCAUCCUGUCCACACAUGCAUGGAUCCCAUGUCCAUCCACCACAGUCACCGGUGGGUUCAGCCGCUCACUCCGCCAUGGCGGCAGCCUUGCAGCAUCAGAAGCAACAUCGUCCCGGUGGUGCUCUCCUGAGUGGCGCCGAAAUGGGAGGCGUAGGACUCUGUGGACACAAUCAUGUCCAUUACCAUGGUCAUAAUCAUAACCAUGCCCAUGCCCAUGCCCAUGCUCCUGCCAAUGAGUUGAACUUGUCGCAGUUGUACCAACAGCUUAUGGCACGCAACAUGCGCCCAAAUCCGUUGCAAACUCAUCAGCAUAUGGCACAGAACCAGCAUCAGCAUCAGCAUCAUCACCAUCAUACAACCACCUGUGCUGCUGCUGCAGCUGCCAUGAUUUAUGCCAAUUUUGAGCAACAAAUCCGUCAGUUUCAGUUGCAACAGCAACAGCAGCAGCAGCAGCAGCAACGUCAUGCUCGCAUACCGCGUGGCAUUUACGGUGGGAAUGGACAGGGAGUGCCCGGUGUCCUGCCAGGAUCAGGAGCAGGAACCACUUCUCCAACUGGCAAGGAACCCCCAACAACUGGUCACCAAUAAGGUCAGUUAUAGGGGGCCAAAUCAAGAGAAAAAAAAACUCCAAAUCAAACUGAUUUUAUAUACAUUUUAUAUUUUAACAAAAUUUUAAUCUGUAAUUGAUGAAAUUACUAAAAACGAAUCUUCUAUUUUCGGUCCAA